GUUUUGUAUCCGGAUUCUUAGCGCGGACUCAGAGCUCCGCUUUUGCCUUCGCGGUUGGCACAUGCGCGACAGCUCUUUUCCUUCUUCCUUCACUUCCACCAGCUUCCGCCGUCCCGGGAGCCUCCGCCGCCGCCGCUGAGGAGUCAGGAAGUUCAAGAUGGCCGCCACGGAGCCUCAGUCGCUGCGGGACCAGCCAGAGGUGGAAGAUGCUGAUAAUUCUGAGAAGAGUAUAAAUGAAGAAAAUGGAGAGGUGUCAGAAGACCAAUCUCAAAACAAGCACAGUCGUCACAAAAAAAAGAAGCAUAAACACAGAAGUAAACAUAAGAAACAUAAACAUUCUUCAGAAGAGGACAAGGAUAAAAAACAUAAACAUAAGCAUAAACAUAAGAAACACAAAAGGAAAGAAGUUAUUGAUGCUUCUGAUAAAGAAGGUAUGUCUCCAGCAAAAAGAACUAAACUUGAUGAUUUAGCUUUGCUAGAAGACUUAGAAAAACAGCGAGCCUUGAUUAAAGCUGAACUUGACAAUGAGUUAAUGGAAGGAAAGGUCCAGUCUGGGAUGGGGCUCAUUUUACAAGGUUAUGAGUCUGGCUCUGAAGAAGAGGGGGAGAUUCAUGAGAAGACAAGAAAUGGAAAUAGGUCUAGUACUAGAUCUUCAAGUACCAAGGGGAAACUUGAACUUGUGGACAAUAAAAAUACUGCAAAAAAACGAAGUAAAAGCAGAUCCAAAGAACGGACUAGACAUAGGUCUGAUAAAAAGAAAAGUAAGGGAGGUAUUGAAGCAGUUAAAGAAAAAACAACUAGGAGCAAGUCAAAGGAGAGGAAAAAGUCUAAAAGUCCAUCCAAAAGAAGUAAGUCUCAAGAUCAAGCAAGAAAAUCAAAAUCCCCUACCCUUAGAAGGCGAUCUCAAGAGAAAAUUGGGAAGGCCAGAUCUCCUAAUGAUGAUAAGGUUAAAAUUGAAGAUAAAAGCAAGUCAAAAGAUAGGAAAAAAUCCCCAAUUAUAAAUGAACGAAGUCGGGAUCGAGGUAAAAAAUCCAGAUCUCCGGUUGACUUAAGAGGUAAAUCCAAAGACAGAAGGUCACGGUCCAAAGAGAGAAAAUCAAAACGGUCUGAAACUGAUAAGGAAAAGAAACCAAUUAAAUCUCCCUCUAAAGAUGCUUCAUCUGGAAAAGAAAAUAGAUCACCCAGUAGAAGACCUGGUCGUAGUCCUAAAAGAAGGAGUUUGUCUCCAAAACAACGUGAUAAAUCGAGAAGAAGUAGAUCUCCACUUGUAAAUGAUAGAAGAUCUAAGCAGAGCAAAUCACCCUCUCGAACUGUGUCCCCUGGUAGGAGGGCUAAGAGCCGAUCCUUAGAAAGAAAACGAAGAGAACCAGAGAGGAGACGACUUUCUUCUCCAAGAACACGACCUCGAGAUGAUAUCCUCAGUAGACAUGAAAGAUCAAAAGAUGCCAGCCCCAUCAAUAGGUGGUCUCCAACCCGAAGAAGAAGCAGAUCUCCCAUUAGAAGGAGAUCUCGUUCCCCACUCAGACGUAGCAGGUCUCCAAGAAGAAGAAGCAGGUCUCCUCGAAGAAGGGACAGAGGUCGGAGGAGCAGAUCUCGCUUGAGAAGGAGGUCUCGAUCACGGGGUGGUCGUAGACGAAGGAGCAGAAGCAAAGUAAAGGAAGAUAAAUUCAAAGGAAGUCUUUCUGAAGGAAUGAAAGUUGAGCAAGAAUCUUCAUCUGAUGAUAACCUUGAAGACUUUGAUGUAGAAGAAGAAGAUGAAGAAGCCCUAAUAGAACAGAGAAGAAUCCAAAGGCAAGCGAUUGUUCAGAAAUAUAAAUAUCUUGCUGAAGAUAGCAAUAUGUCUGUGCCAUCUGAACCAAGCAGUCCCCAGAGCAGUACUAGAACACGAUCACCUUCUCCAGAUGACAUUCUGGAGCGGGUAGCUGCUGAUGUUAAAGAGUAUGAACGGGAAAAUGUUGAUACGUUUGAGGCCUCCGUAAAAGCCAAGCAUAAUCUAAUGACAGUUGAGCAGAAUAAUGGUUCAUCUCAGAAGAAGCUCUUGGCACCUGAUAUGUUUACAGAAUCUGAUGAUAUGUUUGCUGCGUAUUUUGAUAGUGCUCGUCUUCGGGCUGCUGGCAUUGGAAAAGAUUUCAAAGAGAAUCCCAACCUUAGAGACAACUGGACUGAUGCAGAAGGCUAUUAUCGUGUGAACAUAGGUGAAGUCCUAGAUAAACGUUACAAUGUGUACGGCUACACUGGACAAGGUGUAUUCAGUAAUGUUGUACGAGCCAGAGAUAAUGCAAGAGCCAACCAAGAAGUGGCUGUAAAGAUUAUCAGAAACAAUGAGCUCAUGCAAAAGACUGGUUUAAAAGAACUAGAGUUUUUGAAAAAACUUAAUGAUGCUGAUCCUGAUGACAAAUUUCAUUGUCUGCGACUCUUCAGACACUUUUAUCACAAACAGCAUCUCUGUCUUGUAUUUGAGCCUCUCAGUAUGAAUUUACGAGAGGUGUUAAAAAAAUAUGGUAAGGAUGUUGGUCUUCAUAUUAAGGCUGUAAGAUCCUAUAGUCAACAGCUGUUCCUGGCAUUGAAACUGCUUAAAAGAUGCAAUAUCCUACAUGCAGAUAUUAAGCCAGACAAUAUCCUGGUUAAUGAAUCAAAAACUAUUUUAAAGCUUUGCGAUUUUGGGUCAGCUUCACAUGUUGCAGAUAACGACAUAACGCCUUAUCUUGUCAGUAGAUUUUAUCGUGCUCCUGAAAUCAUUAUAGGUAAAAGCUAUGACUAUGGUAUAGAUAUGUGGUCUGUAGGUUGUACCUUAUAUGAACUCUAUACUGGAAAAAUUUUAUUUGCUGGCAAAACCAAUAACCAUAUGUUGAAGCUCGCUAUGGAUCUCAAAGGAAAGAUGCCAAAUAAGAUGAUUCGGAAAGGCGUAUUUAAAGACCAACAUUUUGAUCAAAAUCUCAACUUCAUGUACAUAGAAGUUGAUAAAGUAACAGAGAGGGAGAAAGUUACUGUUAUGAGCACCAUUAAUCCAACUAAGGACCUGUUGGCUGACUUGAUUGGGUGCCAGCGACUUCCUGAAGACCAACGUAAAAAAGUACACCAGCUAAAGGACUUGUUGGACCAGAUCCUAAUGUUGGACCCAGCUAAACGAAUUAGCAUCAACCAGGCCCUACAGCAUGCCUUCAUUCAGGAAAAAAUUUAAACGAGAUGAAGAAACUCCAAGGGUUUAAGUAAUUAAAUACAAAGACUGAAGAAAUUUCACAGCAGUUUAUUAAUGUAUAUAAACUUAUAAAUAUUUCUCCAGCAAAUUUGAGGAAGCAUGAUAUAUUUGAAUUAACACCAAGGGUGAUAUUUCUUUUAGAAAUGUUAGUUAAUCUGUUUUGUGUCUUAUGUGAAAUUUCACUGUAGAACUGUUUUAAUUGCCAAGACUGCACAAAAUUACAGUGCUAAUGUAUAUGGUUGCAGUUCACAUAAAGGACAGAAGCAUCUGUUAUAAAAUGAGUAGUAAUACUGGGUGGUUGAUUUGUUUUUAGCAGACUUGGCUUCAUUUUGGUCUUCAGAUAAAAUGGCCAGCGUAAAUGCUGUUUAUAUUCACGUUUUCCUAGGUGUGUGUGUGCAGGCCACAGCAGCAUGCCCUUGGUGUAGUCAGUGCCGAAAGGGGUCUGUUCCUUCUUGAGCCUGCCUGCAGGGAUGGUCUCCUCUUUUAAAGCAGGUUGUGUACAACAUUCAGUACACUGAAGGUAAGCUAAACCAUCAACAUCACUGGUGUUUUAAGAUGUUAUUUUAUUGGAACAAUUGACAAAUGAGGGAUAUUAGCUUUGUGGCAGAAUUCCCUGCAUGUGUGAUAACUGAUCUUGUUUUAUUUUUUGGCAUUGCAACUGUGGCAUAGUUACAAUUUCUGUUCUGUUCAUCACAUUUAAAAUUGGAAGAGUACGCGCUUGAUGGAUAGAGCGCCUUCAGUGUACUGUUUCUUAUUAACUUUACUUUUUUAAAAUCAACUUGCUAUAGACUUUAUAUACAUUUUGUUAAAUACAGUUCCUAGUGACAUAGACAAUGCGUAGUUUUCAUUUACUAAUUAUAAAUCUUGAGGCCCAUUCUAAAAGUCCUCAUAUUUAAAGGUUAGAUAGACAACGUAAUGAAAUUUUUAACUAUUUGUAUGUCAUUUUGAAAGUGUACUGCUUUAUGGUAAAAGUGUUUUUCAUUUGUUCAUUGUUUUCAUUAUUUGUGAUCAUGUUGUCUUUCAAUACAGGCAUAAACCUUCCACUCUUGAACAAAGCAGCUGCUUUUUAAAAGCGGUAAUUGCUUCUUUACCUUUUAUUUCUUUUGUAAAUGAAGCUUUUCUUUAAGAAUGUGACUUUAAAGUGUUGUCUAUUGCAUAAAACAGUUGACACUCACUUAUUGUAAAGUGAAGAUUGUUCUACUGCAUGUGAAGUGGACCAUGCAGAUUUCUGUAUGUUCUCAGUAUGCAUCACUAGAUAAUAAAGUCUUUUGUGAACAAGGCAUUUGUAGCCAUUUUUAAAAGUUUUUGUCUUCAGUGCUGGUAAGUCAGGUAAACCAUAAAUAAUAGUUAAAAGCUAACUUUGGUUUUUUCUUGAAAGUCUUUACUUGAAAGUAUUGUUUGUUAAAGACGUAAACCUAGCCAAAAGUUUAUCCUUUUUUUAAUAAUUAGAAUCCUAAUUAUUUCAUCAAAAAAUCCUACAAAUAUUGUCAGUUUUCAGUGUAGUGAGGUUAUUCCUGUAGGUUAUGGGGUAUAAUUCAGGAUUUAACUAAUGUUUCUGCUAUUUUCUCACUUUUCCUUUUGAUGGUGCGGAAAGAGAAAAAGGAAAACGGGGCACAGGCCAUUCCACGCCUUCUCCAAGGGGUCUGAUUUGCUGAGACACCAGCUUCACCUUCUUAACAAGGCACCUAAUUACAACAAGCAUGCACAUUUUGGUGCAUUCAAGAAUGGAAAAUCAGAAUAGCAGCAUUCUUCUGGUGGGUUUUGCUCCAUUUAAAGACAUGAAAUGAACUACAGCCAGGAAGGUGAUAGAUGAUUUAAUAAGCCAACUCUGAGCCUACACCCGUCUCUUCAUGGUUUAGACUUACUAAAAUAAAUACAAGGUGAUUUUCAUCUUCAGGUAGAGUGAAGCCUUUUACACAAGGCAUCACAGGUGCAGCUUUUCCACCUUAAUGAAAUGGGUAGUGAUUUUCCCACCAUUAUUUAUUUUGGUGAUAAUAUGCUGCAUAUUCAAGCAUUUUGUAGUUACUUUCACUUGAAAUAGUUAACAUUUUGAUGCUGCUGGUGAUAUGUAUGGCUUUAUUUUAUGUAAUUUAAGUAAGUUAACUUCCACUAGAAACAGUUCAUCUUAAGCCUUCAAAACUAUUACCUAUUCUUUAAAAAACAAAGUUGCUUGUUACUUGUUCUUUGUGUUUUAGGUGCAGCUCAGUGGAAGAUGAUGACAACCAGAAGACAUGAGCUAAGGUUUCUGUCCUAUAAAAGAUUAAAAAAAAAAAAGAAUCCUCCAUUUAGUUUUUGUCUAAUUUUUUAAUUUUCAGCAUUAUGAUUUGGGUUUCAUUAGUGUUUGGUAUUUAGAUAAUAGUGCUAUUGUGGUGUUCAUCUGUAAAGUGCUUGUUUUAUCAUACUUCCUGCCUCUCCCCUAAUUCCUCCUUCCCUAGAACAAAAAUAGUGGUCAAAUUUAGUGAUAUAAAAGGCUCUUAGAUGGUGAGUUUCCAUAUAACACAUGGUUGUCAAAAUUGGAUCCUAAGGAUUAUUAGAAAAACAGCAACCGUCAGAAUAGCUUGUAUCUAAUGUAGUCUUCAGCUGUAGGCAGAUGCAGAAGAAACUGAAAUUUUAGGAACACUGUUUAACUCCUUUAAUAUCUGUUUCUCCAACUUACCCUUUAGUGACCUUGUUUUUAACAAAUGCUCCAGUCUUAGACAAAAUAUUCUGAAACUGCCAUUGUCAGUUUCUGUUCUUAAGAGAAAUGGGAAAGGUGAUACUGCAGAUUUUUUAUAUUCGCAAAUUUAGCAUUUCUAGACUUAUGUAUUUAAAGGAACCCUAUAAACGUUCUUAUAUUCAUGAUUUUAUUAGAAUUUGUAAUUUGGCUGAGGCAGAAAUUUGGAACUCUGCAAGACCUCUGUUAGGUUGAGGUCAUUUAGUGAAUGAUCCUUCUUAACAAACUGCAUUCAUGUUUCAGAGUAACUGUAUAGUUUGCAAGUAUAAUUAUCUGUCAUGAAGUUUUUUCUUAUACUUCAUGGAAAAAAUGAUAGCAAGUGUCAGACUUGAGGGUUCAUAAAAGUCUUAGGUGUAGCUCUCAAAGAUGUCGUAGUUCUGCGGUUGAGAUCUAGAAAGCAUAUACAUUUUAGAUACUCUGGUACUUCUUGAAGGUCAUCAGAAAUGAGGUUAGAAUUUGAAAGUUUUGAGCAAGGGGAGCAUCUUGUCUUAAGUAAGACCCUCUUGGUAUUUAUAUUUGUCCUUUAAAUCCUUAUUAAUAAUAUCCCAUUUCUUCAUUCCCCAGUGGCUAUCUCAUUUCCCUCUUUCUCUCAAAAUAAUUUUGUUUUAAAAUACAAUUUUUAUCUUACCACCAUAGUUAUCACUUUUUUCCUAACAAAAAUAAGUACUCAGGACAUUUUUACAGUAUUAAACAUUUGUAUAAUGUUUUAUGGUAUGUGGGUAGAGGUAGUGAAAUGUAAUAUUCUCAGUUUUUUUCCAUAUUUGCAUUCUUCCUAUGUUUUACCUGUAUAUUAUCAUCAUUUGUAAGCAGAACUCUAGCUGUGUGUGAGUAGAAAUAAAAUCUCUGAAAUGAAAACAAAGAAAUCAACAUAUAUUAAGAUUUAGGCCAAGCGGUUUAGGAAUGCCUUUUAAUUGCUGGAGAUAGGAAAGAAGCCAUAGAUUCAAAUGUGUAAUUUCCCUCCUGUAGUUAUAAUGACAUCAUUACCAAUUUGGCUUCGUAAAUGUUUCUUUCUCAGUAGUGUCCUAGUUCCCAGCUUAUAUGCAACAUGAAUUUUAUCAUUCUCCUUCUAGAUGGAAUGUCCUCCUUAUAGAAAUGUUCACAGCAAAUUCAUUUGUUUUUACAUGUCAGUAAUGCACACCAAAUUGACUUUAAAAUGUUUUCCAGUUAUUUUGAUAGAUGAUAUUAUGGCAUCCUUAAUUUUUCUUCUCCUUCUGUAUAUAGGGUAAGGGACUGUUCUUCUGAGGAACCUUUCCAUUUAGUGAUCAAGAUAUAUGGAAGCUGAUCUCUGAAAGUGCUCAAAUUGUGUGUCCUAAUUGUUCAUGGUAUAGUUGAAUUGUAAAUUGCAUUUUAGCAGUGCAUGUUGCCAAUAAACUUAUUGGGAAACUUAAUAAAAUAUACCUCCUCUUA
Molecule: messenger RNA, 7319 nt
Organism: Lemur catta (Ring-tailed lemur)
Lineage: Eukaryota; Metazoa; Chordata; Mammalia; Primates; Lemuridae
Gene: PRP4K
Product: pre-mRNA processing factor 4B
Exons: 16
Coding region: 158-3181 (1007 amino acids)
Biological process (GO): peptidyl-serine phosphorylation; mRNA cis splicing, via spliceosome; peptidyl-threonine phosphorylation
Molecular function (GO): ATP binding; protein serine/threonine kinase activity
Source: RefSeq, a predicted model, not a curated record